Sungouiella intermedia is the source of this 2715-nucleotide messenger RNA. The record is from the annotation of a GenBank genome assembly. NCBI's taxonomy places the organism in Eukaryota, Fungi, Ascomycota, Pichiomycetes, Serinales, Metschnikowiaceae.
AUGCCUGUUCUCCAGAACAUUGGGCAGACUACCAAGGCGCCGGCGUCCCAGUACGUUCUCUCGACAGCUUCCUCGUCUCCCACACGGCGGCCUCCCCCGGGCGUUGUAGCGGAGUCCAUGACUGCUAAAGACCAAUGUCUUAAGAUCAUCAGCCACGAAUUCCGAGCGCUUCAACUCGACCCGCUGCUUGCCAAAAUGUCAGUUUUCGACCUUAUCGAUCACUGUGCGGCCCUUUUUGAAGAGCUGACCCAGCAUCUAGCAUCAGAACGGGGCUUCUGUAGCUACGUCCGUUCGUUUUUGAUCUUCAACUACUUUGUGAACACCUUCAUCAUGGUCCACUUCAAUGGCUUUGCAAAAUUCAUGGAGAAUCUGCAUCAGGACUUCAUAAUCUACUUAAACUUAUACAAUUUCUUCCGACGUGACGAUAUAUUAGGCCCCAAUGCCUUUGAUGUGGACUUGGCAGAACUUCGUCAGUGGAUCAUCCAGUAUUUGACCUCCAAGGAUUUGCUUUCUUUCGAUGUGGACCUCCUUUUCGGUUGGCUAAAUGAAUACAUUGACUACUUAAAACAUAAAGACGACGAUUCCAGUGACGCAGAUCUCGUUGAAACAAAUCUGAAGUCUCAUUCUGAUUAUUACAAGACCGAUGGAUCCAAGCUGUACAGUUUAUCGCUGCAUUUGAAAGGUCCCAAUGAUUCCUUAGAUGGCUCACUCGAAGAUGAUGACGAUAUGUUCAAUUUUAAUUCUCGAUUCCCUGAUGUUUCUCCGUCACUAUCCCCAUCCAAAGAUCCUCCUUAUCCAGUGGAAGACCCUGGUACAACAAAGAAGGAGAUGCCUCCAUACCCUUUGAAUUCGGCAGUAGAGACUUCCAAACGCCCACUCGCUAUUCCACCAGCCGUCGUCGUUCCUCGUGUUUCCCCAAUCAAUGCAUCUGGCAACGGAACGGGACCCAGAAAUCCGGGCCAAGUUUCUUACAACUCGAGCCAAAGUUUUGUUUCGGUAUCUUCUUCGCUGCAAUUAACUGCUCGUGAACCACCACUUCCUCCUCCUCAUCAAGUGCCGUCUUCAAGUCUGCUAACAUACUCAGCUCCUUAUGGCAACAAUUUCCAGGCAGAUGGACAACUGGACCCUCAUACACGCCAUCCAAUUUAUGCCAAUCGUUCUGAUGGACAUGGCGUUGCUCUUGCAGCUCAAAACAAUGGCCAUGGUAAUGGACAGGGACCCUAUCUUCAGCGGCCAGCUCCUAACGUUAAUGGUAAUCCAUAUGCGAACUAUUAUCGACAACUGGCUCUGUUACCCUACGGGCAGUAUACUAAUGGCCAACCAAUGAUUAACGGCCAGCCAGUCAUUAAUGUUCAGCCAAUUUCAAACGGUCAACCAGUGAUCAAUAACCAACCACCUAUGCUAGCUCAACCAGUCGUUAAUGGACACAUGAUACCCAGUGGACAUGUCCCAUUUACUGGCUCUGUUCAGAAUCUGAAAUCAUCUUGGAUGAGAGAUCACUGUGUUUGUGGAUUGAAAAAUAUGGGAUCGUCUUGCUACAUUAAUUCGGUCACGCAAGUAUUUUUUGGUCUUGGACGCAUUAACUAUCUAUUCGACGCCAACUCAGAGCUCAGUCAGAGGUUACGUUCACUUCACAAGAAGCCCAAGCUUGUGGACUCGGUGGCCAAUCUUCUAUCAACAUUCAAUGGGAAUGGUGGAGCGAAUAUAGCCCCUACGAAGUUUUUGCGUGUCUUGUCAUCUCUCAAACCUGACUUCAACAUCCCUUUUGAGCAACAAGAUGCACAAGAGUUUUUGCUUUUCAUGAUUGACAGGUUGCAUGAGGAACUCGCCAAAAAACCUGUUGGAGACUUUGUGGACUAUAUAUCGAAGUGGAAGAUCACUGUUAACCCUAAGGAGCGUGAUGAGUACCUAAAAUGGUACCAUCAGCUCUUACAACAUGAAGGGGAGUCGCCCAUCAACGACUUAUGUCAGGGUCAUGUGCAGAGCAAACUCAGUUGUAACACUUGCGGGCAUAAGUCGAUCAGCUAUAGCCCGUUUUCUAUUCUAUCGCUUCCCAUUCCAAACGCCAACUCCCGUGGUGUGGAUCUCACUGACUGUUUGCGUUACUAUACGCAAGAUGAGGUGUUGAGUGGAGAAAACGCCUGGAGGUGCCCAAAGUGUAACAAGGAUAGUGAUUCUAACGAAGAUAAGGAAAAUCCUAUGGAUGUGGUGUUCCAGCCCAAGAGAGGUAUGUUCAAGUUUUCAAAGCGAAGCAAGUCUCCUGCCAAAAAGACUCCAAGCUCUAGUGCAAAGUCAUCAGUCAAUUCGCCUGCCCCAACAGCGAUUUCCAUCAAGCAACUUAGUUUCAUCAAGUUGCCUCCUGUGUUGUUCAUCCACUUAUCCAGAUUCUCCAUGUUCAAUCUCACUGAUAAACUCCACACGGAUAUUACAUAUCCGUUGAGACUCAAGUUCAAUCAUCAGACUCAUGACAUAGUGUAUAACCUCACUGGAUUAAUCAACCACUAUGGAAAUCUCAAGAGUGGUCACUACACCUCACUCGUCAAUAAGGCGAGCGUUCAUGGAAAGGGUCCUGUGGAUCCUUUGCAAUCACCAGCCUGGUGCUACUUUGACGAUGACCACAUCAGGAUCAAUGUUCCCCACGGUGACGUUAAUUCGAAUGAUUCCAACAAGUUGCGUUCGCGUGACGUAUACGUUCUAUGUUACGAACGCAUAUAG